GUCUAGUAGUUGGAGAGGCUGAAGAGGAGGAUGCCAAGGAAACUGCUGUUACCUUAUAAAUCUGUGUUUUCUCACUCUCGAGUUCCACGGGGUUUGCAUGAUUCCUUGGCGAUGAAUGCAGCCAGAAGUGGCUACCGGGUCUUCUCGGCAAAUUCUACAGCAGCAUGCACGGAACUGGCAAAGAAAAUCACUGAGCGUCUUGGUGCUGAACUGGGAAAAUCUGUGGUAUAUCAAGAAACCAAUGGAGAAACAAGGGUUGAAAUAAAAGAAUCUGUCAGAGGCCAGGAUGUUUUCAUUAUUCAGACCAUCCCCAGGGAUGUGAACACGGCAGUGAUGGAACUCUUGAUCAUGGCGUAUGCACUGAAGACAUCCUGUGCCAAAAAUAUCAUCGGAGUCAUUCCUUACUUCCCUUACAGCAAGCAAUGCAAAAUGAGGAAGAGAGGCUCGAUAGUCUGCAAGCUCCUUGCUUCCAUGUUGGCCAGAGCAGGUUUAACUCACAUCAUCACUAUGGAUCUCCAUCAAAAAGAAAUCCAGGGCUUUUUCAGCUUUCCUGUUGAUAAUCUGAGGGCAUCACCUUUCUUGCUUCAGUAUAUACAGGAAGAGAUUCCUGAUUACAGAAAUGCAGUAAUUGUAGCCAAGUCUCCUGACGCUGCUAAGAGGGCCCAGUCAUACGCUGAACGGCUGCGGCUGGGACUAGCGGUCAUCCAUGGGGAGGCUCAGUGCACUGAACAAGACAUGGAUGACGGACGUCAUUCUCCCCCAGCAGCAAAAAACGCUACAGUGCACACUGGCUUGGAGCUGCCAUUGAUGAUGGCCAAAGAGAAACCACCAAUAACAGUAGUUGGAGAUGUCGGAGGUAGAAUUGCCAUAAUUGUGGAUGACAUCAUUGACGAUGUGGAAAGCUUUGUGGCUGCUGCAGAGAUCCUGAAAGAGCGUGGUGCUUACAAGAUUUUUAUCAUGGCCACGCACGGGCUCCUGUCUGCAGAUGCUCCACGCCUAAUUGAAGAGUCCUCGAUUGACGAGGUGGUGGUCACCAAUACAGUUCCUCACGAAGUGCAGAAACUGCAGUGUCCCAAGAUAAAGACUGUAGAUAUCAGCUUGAUCCUCUCCGAAGCCAUCCGUCGGAUCCACAACGGGGAAUCUAUGGCUUACCUCUUCCGCAACAUCACCGUCGACGAUUAGUUUUUCCCUUCUCACUCCUCUUGUCUGGUUUCCUUAAAUAGAAAGGAGAAUGGAAAUGUGCAUGAAACAGCAGUGCCAUAAAGUUGACAGUAUACAAUUUUUGAGGUCUUAUAAGGGGGAUGGGGGUUACGGGACUGUUGCCAGGAGACCAGAGCAACUACUAAGAGUUUCACUGAUCCAGCAGCCUCUUUUUGGAGGCUGGACUGGAUCUGGAUGCAUCAGGCAUUGGAGUCUAUUUAAAAUUGUUUUGAAAGAGGCUGGUGGUGGCCUCUUGACUGUAUCCUGAGAGGGAAAUUGGGAGUAACCUCGAUGGCUUACUGAGA
Messenger RNA from Euleptes europaea (tarantolino), 1505 nucleotides. It is a transcript of the gene PRPSAP1, whose product is annotated as phosphoribosyl pyrophosphate synthetase associated protein 1. Gene Ontology annotation, biological process: 5-phosphoribose 1-diphosphate biosynthetic process; purine nucleotide biosynthetic process. The record is from RefSeq and is a predicted model, not a curated record. Lineage: Eukaryota; Metazoa; Chordata; Lepidosauria; Squamata; Sphaerodactylidae. The coding region runs from base 31 to 1182 and encodes 383 amino acids. Gene Ontology annotation, cellular component: ribose phosphate diphosphokinase complex; cytoplasm. The transcript is spliced from 10 exons. Gene Ontology annotation, molecular function: ribose phosphate diphosphokinase activity; magnesium ion binding.